GUUCCAUACACCUCCACCUUAUGUUUUCCAUGGUUGGUUUGGGCCUUGGCGGUGCCUCUGACAUCACCCUCAAAGGCCUGGAAACGGUUAAACAGGCGGACAUCGUCUUUCUUGAGGCCUACACCUCCUUUUUGAUUAGUACCAACAUUUGCGAGCUCAGCGAACUUUACGGACGUCAGGUUUUAUUGGCCGAUCGCGAAACCGUGGAAAGUGGAGUGGUUUUGGAAGAGGCCGAUACGAAAAAAGUGGUUUUGCUCGUCGUCGGGGAUGUUUUUGGGGCCACAACUCAUUCUGAUCUGGUCGUUCGCUGUCAUGAAAAAGGCAUUCCAUGCAACGUCGUGCAUAAUGCCUCAAUUAUAAAUGUGGUAGGGUGUUGUGGAUUACAAUUAUAUCGCUUUGGGCAAGUGCUUUCGCUUUGUUUCUGGACGGAAACAUGGCGACCGGAUUCGUGGUAUGAAAGACUACAAAGUAAUCGAAAAAGCGGUCUUCACACACUACUACUGUUGGAUAUCAAAGUUAAGGAGGUCUCCGAUGAGGAUUUGGCGCGGGGGCGAAAAAUCUACCAGCCCCCUCGUUAUAUGACGAUUAAACAAGCCAUUGAGCAAGUUUUUGAAGUGGAAAAUACAAAAAAAGGAGGUGCGAUUGCGGCGGAUGGAAGUAGUUUUGCCGUUGGCCUCGCGCGAGUUGGAUCCUCCACCCAACAAAUCGUUGCCGGCAGCAUGAAGGAGCUCCUGGAGGUGGAUUUCGGCCCUCCUUUGCAUUCGUUAAUUAUCGCUGGAGAUGUUCACGAGUGUGAAUCGGAGCAUGUGAACCUUUUUAGGAUCAAUAAUAAAACAUAAAACUAAUUUAAAAGAAAAAAUAGAAAAGGAUCAUGAGCUCACAAAUUGGUAAUCUAUAACCCUAACAUACAAAAAAAGAGGGGGAACUAUGAUUCUGAUAAUAUCUCAUUCGCCCUGAAGUGCUUAACAAAAAGUAUCAAUCGUGUUGGAAUAAAUUCGACAGCUUCCAUUUAUCAUGGAUUGAAGUUAUUUAUUUAUCCACAUGAUGGAGUUUGGCGAUUAUUAUAAUUAUUAACUAUCAAGCUUGCAAUUUUACUAUUCUUUACGCAGCUUCCGAGGCAUCCUUUUGAAGGUACCGAAUAUGCUAACAUAACUUGUAUACAGGAAGCUUCAUGAAAAAUGAACACUCAUAACAAACUUUACUA
This is a messenger RNA of Phytomonas sp. Hart1, 1204 nucleotides long. The record is from the annotation of a GenBank genome assembly. Lineage: Eukaryota; Euglenozoa; Kinetoplastea; Trypanosomatida; Trypanosomatidae.